CAUGCUUCACCUAUAUCAGCUUUCACCGAACUCGGUGCUGCUUUUCAAGAAACUCUAGCAAAUGAAAAAUUAUCUAUGGUUGUUGAAGACUCCGACGAAGACGACGGAUACUUGAAUGAACCGGUGGCUUAUCGCCCUUAUCCGGUUACCAAUACGAAAAUCAAAAGUAUAUAUUAUGCCAAUAUUAAUUACCAGGUUCCUUGGAUUUUGAGAAAUCCACCUCUAACCUUCUUGAUUGUUGAAGCCAAGUCAGG
This is a messenger RNA of Racocetra fulgida, 254 nucleotides long. The record is from the annotation of a GenBank genome assembly. NCBI's taxonomy places the organism in Eukaryota, Fungi, Glomeromycota, Glomeromycetes, Diversisporales, Gigasporaceae.